AUGAACAGUGCGCUAAGUUAUCAGCAGCUAUCUUCUGUCCUGGCCUCGACAGGUUUCUCGGCUAUGAACGACCUCCAAUCGCAGUCCUUACCACACACCACUCAUGCAUCCCCAGCCCUGACCUCGGUGGCGCCUGCGACCGCACAGAACAACCACCGAUCGACCGUAUACCCUGACCUUCUCGGUGCACCGCCCGUUCCACCACCAAGGACAUCAUCAACCCAGCGGAGUCACGGCUCAAGCGAGAGGGCCCCAGGGUCGCGCCACGGGAAGAGCAAAGGUGACGAGCGGAGCGCAAACCACCGCGAAAAGAGAAGAGAGGACUCGCGGUCCCGGCCACCAGUCCCGAGAACGUCCGAAGACCAGUGCGGAGGAGCAGGAGGGGUGAACAGUCGCAGCGAGGCAGCUUCGUCUUCAGCGCCCAUGCGCUCGGAAAACCCCGCGGAGACGUUCCCGGGCCAAGGGACCUUGGUCAAGGAGUCGAGCACAUUGAUCAAUCAGGUCUUAGUGAGCGACCCGUCGGUGGAUAUCGAGCGAGAACAGGUCCGACAAGCUGGUACAUCGGUAUCACCGUCAACUGACGGUACUCCAACCCCUGGGCUGGGCUUGGUGGGUAGUGACGGCGUGGAUGAUGGAGGUCGCGGCGGGCUGCGGAGUCGGCAUGAUUACAGCGAGAAUUCGAUCAAGCGGAAGGAGACAACAUUCGGUCAGUACAUUUUGGGGCAAACGCUGGGAGAGGGUGAAUUCGGGAAAGUGAAACUGGGGUGGAAGAGGGAUGGCAGCAUCCAAGUGGCUAUCAAGCUGAUCCGGAGGGAGUCUCUCGGAUCGAACCCCAGCCGGCUGCCCAAGAUCUACCGGGAAAUUUCGAUCUUGCGCGAUCUUUCCCAUCCCAACAUCGUCCGAUUACAUGAAAUGGUAGAGACCGAUAAGCAUAUCGGUAUCAUCAUGGAAUAUGCGUCCGGGGGCGAACUUUUCGAUCAUAUCUUGAAUAACCGGUAUCUCAAAGACAAUGCUGCUCGACGUCUCUUUGCGCAGUUGGUAUCUGGUGUCGGUUACCUCCACAAGAAGGGCAUUGUUCAUCGAGAUUUAAAGCUGGAAAACUUGCUGCUGGACCGAAACCGUAACAUCAUCAUCACAGACUUCGGUUUCGCGAACACCUUCGAUCCGGUGGAUGAGCUAGGCGAGGAGAUCGAAUAUAAUCUUACGAACAAGGAGUUUGUAAAGAGGAUGCGACUUGACAAGCCCAAUGCCAAGGGCUUAAGGCGUGGUGAUUUGAUGCAAACCAGCUGUGGAAGUCCCUGUUACGCUGCACCAGAGCUUGUUGUUAGCGAUUCGCUUUAUACCGGACGUAAAGUGGACGUUUGGAGCUGCGGUGUCAUCUUGUAUGCGAUGCUUGCCGGUUAUUUGCCAUUCGAUGAUGACCCCGCGAACCCGGACGGUGAUAAUAUCAACCUUCUCUAUAAGUAUAUCGUCACUACGCCUCUCACGUUCCCUGAGUACGUGACUCCACAUGCUCGUGAUCUCUUGAGACGGAUAUUGGUCCCAGAUCCGCGGAAACGAGCGGAUUUGUUCGAGGUCGCACGGCAUAGCUGGCUUAACGAGUACUCGCAUAUUGUGUCACACAUAACUAGCAGUACUACCAAGGUUGCUGAUAUUGCUACUACAACUGUUUCUCAUGCUCCCGCUCUGGGUGGUCUUGUUCAUCACGCUGGCAAUAUCUCACAGGAACAACCUGCAGAAAGCUCAAAGACUCCCCGGGACACGAAACGAAGGACCGUCCAGGUCGAAUAUGUUGCUCCUUCGUCUCAGACUACGAGAGGGGAGGGCAUAGCAUCAGCCACGGCGGGCCCAUCGAGUGCUGUUGAAACAGCUGAGCAUGCGCCCACUCGAGCAAGGUCAAAUAGCCGAGAUGCCGAGACUGUCUCGCCUACCAGUGCCGUACCGCAAGACCCGCCUAUGGCGCCGAGCGCACAGGCUGGAGACUCAAAGGCACAGCGCCCGCCAUCUGGGCAUUUGCCUCGCUCAACUUCGGACUCGACGGCGCUCACGGGAGCGGGGACAAUGCCCCAGCCGCAUUCUAUGCGGCCUACCACGGGUGCAUCCAUGUCUUCAUUCAAUACUGGUCGUUUGCCAUCGCGAGGAUCCUACGGGCAGCCCGUAGCUCCCACUGUGGCAGCAACCAAUGCCCAUGGUCGGCUGGCACAACCGAAGAGCAAACAAUAUGUCAUCUCGAACCCCAUCCCCCAGGAUCCCUCCCAACAGGCAGCGGUGUCGAUUGGCCGUCCGAGCACCCAGGCUCUUCCUGCAAAGUUCAAUACAACCCCCCGACAAGAACCCCCGAAAGGCCACAAGAGAUCAAAUACUGUCUCAGGGAUUGGCGAGAAAUUGUUUGGGCGGUCUGGGUCCAUUUUUGGAGGACGUGGCGGGCAGGCAAAUGCUCGUCAAAAAAGCGGCAAACGUUAUCCUCCUACCAGUAUGAGAGACCCUUAUGGUGGUGAUAUGCCCCGGAUGUCUAUGGAUUCACGGCGGUCCAUGCAAUAUGGAUCAAACCGGAAGACGAGCGAAACAGGUAGCGAGAGUCGGCCUCGUAGAUUCUCCCUCUUGCCGGCAUCAUUCUCUCUCAAGGGUCUUUCUUCGAGUAGAUCUCAAACGCCCGAUGAAGAGUCACAAGCUGAUCGCUCUACGGAUAAUCGGGCACAGCCAAAACCAUCAACCGGGGAACUACGACCCCGCGCACGUGCGACCAGCCACGGGACACAAGAUGCAAUAGGAGCCAUGCCAGAAGGGGCACCGGCAGAUGAGGUUUUCGUCCAAGAUGAGCCCAUUAACUACCAGGCCCGUAUUGAUGAGCAGUUUGCGGUGUUGCAUGGAACCCAAUCUGCGACGUAUCAGCCAACGUCCUACUCGGCUGAGCAGGUGUACCAGAACGACAAUGAUCACUAUUAUCGGAACCAAUACGCCAAUCACUCGACACCGAACUACUACGAAGAAUACAAUGGUCCAUAUGACAGCGCGCCUCGGCAAUCUACGUCAGUUGCCCGACCUACAAGAGGGGCCAGUGUCCUACAGAAAAAUCAUCGGAAAUUUGCCGAUGCCUAUGAGUACGAGCGCGAUUCAUCGCAUCACUCUGGCAGCUCUGGUGCAGCCAGGAAAGUGAUGGAUUUCUUCCGUCGACGAGCGAAGUCGAGGGCUGGCGAUGACCGGUAG
Aspergillus caelatus is the source of this 3207-nucleotide messenger RNA. RefSeq names its product putative serine/threonine protein kinase (Kin4). Gene Ontology annotation, molecular function: ATP binding; protein serine/threonine kinase activity; tau-protein kinase activity. Lineage: Eukaryota; Fungi; Ascomycota; Eurotiomycetes; Eurotiales; Aspergillaceae. The transcript has 3 exons. The coding region runs from base 1 to 3207 and encodes 1068 amino acids. The record is from RefSeq and is a predicted model, not a curated record. Gene Ontology annotation, cellular component: cytoplasm. Gene Ontology annotation, biological process: microtubule cytoskeleton organization; protein phosphorylation; intracellular signal transduction.